Molecule: messenger RNA, 517 nt
Organism: Lotus japonicus
Lineage: Eukaryota; Viridiplantae; Streptophyta; Magnoliopsida; Fabales; Fabaceae
Product: lysine-rich arabinogalactan protein 18-like
Exons: 1
Coding region: 98-400 (100 amino acids)
Source: RefSeq, a predicted model, not a curated record
UUCUAAUAUCCCUUGCCAUUGUUAAUGUUCUCUGUUGCAGAGCCAGAGAACAUAAAUAACCAGCUAAUGAACACUCCCUACCAUAUCACAACCUGCAAUGGCUUCAAUGUUCUGGCCAUUGGCACUAGCAAUCCUCUGCUACCCAUUAGCUUCAAAUUCAAUCAAUGCUCAAUCACCUGCAGGUGCACCAUCAAAUUUGGCAACUUCAACAUCUGCUCCUGUGAAAUCACCAGUUCCUAAAGCUACAACUCCAACAUCUUCCCCUGCAAAAUUACCAGUUCCUAAAGCUACAACCAAGGUUCUAAAUAUCGGUCGCGGUCGCGGAUGCGGUCGCGUUGCGGUUUUCGCGAUAACGGAUAAUAUCGUUGCUGCGGUGUGUGUUGCGCCUGUUGCGGUGUGAAUGAUUCACAAAUUUUCACAAAUUGGGUUAAAAAUACAUAAACUAUGUGAUAAAAUAUAUAUUCAUAUCUAUAUUAUACAUCAUGAUAAUAACUUAUAAUAACUCUCUCUUUCCCAC